This is a messenger RNA of Spinacia oleracea (spinach), 1805 nucleotides long. Its product is annotated as E3 ubiquitin-protein ligase RHF2A. Lineage: Eukaryota; Viridiplantae; Streptophyta; Magnoliopsida; Caryophyllales; Amaranthaceae. Gene Ontology annotation, molecular function: ubiquitin-protein transferase activity. The transcript is spliced from 9 exons. The record is from RefSeq and is a predicted model, not a curated record. Bases 378 to 1436 code for a protein of 352 amino acids.
UAUUGAUCAAAUUUGUAACCGACUAAACUGUUGCGAUUAGUUAGGAAUGACAAUUUAGCAAAGCUUGAUACAGAUAUGAGAUAUCCCAAAUCCAAUAAAUUAGUAAUAAUCGGGAUAAUUUGGAGAUGUGUCUUCAUUUCUCUCUCUCCCUCCCUCUUUGGCUCUUGCUUCUCUCAUGAAAUGGCAAAUCCCAAAAUUCCCAUUAUUUCCUACAAUUAAGGUCCCAACAUUUUUUAAACUUAAAUUUCAAAAAAUUUGCAAUUCACAUUUGACGUUCACAUUUUCUGGGAAUUCUUCAGCUCCCGCCUCAUUUCUCCCUUUCAUGGGCAAAAAUUGCCCUGCCAUUUCUGAAUUCCCCAAUUGAGGAGCUUUCAGGAAUGGACACUGUUAGGGAGAGUUAUGAUCAUUCAACGAAUAUUGGAACCUUUCUAGAAGGUGAAAUGCAAGGAGCAUGUGAUGAUGCCUGCAGCAUAUGCCUUGAAGAUUUUUCUGAAAGUGAUCCUUCAACGGUAACUGAUUGCAAGCAUGAGUUUCACCUUCAUUGCAUCCUUGAAUGGUGCCAUAGAAGCUCAAACUGCCCAAUGUGUUGGCGACCAAUCAGCCUGAAAGAUGAAGCAAGUCAGCAAUUGCUGGAAUCUGUGGAACAUGAGAGGAGUCUCAGAGCUAAUAGAUCGAGGAAUCGGACAUCAUUCUACCAUCCCAGCCUUGAGAAUCUUGAAGUUCAUUUACCUACGGAUGUUGGUGAAGUUGAUCUUGAAGAGCAUAUAUUUCAACACUUGGCUGCUGCAGCUGCCAUGAGAAGUGGACAUCUUGUUUUCCGGAGGGAAGGCCAAAGGAGCUGGUCGUCUUCAUCGGGACAUCAUCCGUUCUUUGUUUUCUCAUCUUCUAAUGCUCUUCAUGAUGGUUCUAUUUUGAAUUCUAUGAAUCCUGUUGGAGAUGAAAGUCAUUCUCCUUCAGUGUCUCUAGGAAGUGCUACCAUACUGAGCCGGAGUAGUUCAGAUGCUCCAGUGCCAGUCUCACUUCCUCCACCACAAACUGAUGAGGGUUAUGCUCAUAGGAUUCGAUCUAAUUUUGCAUCAGCAAAUCGACAAAGUGUUUUAUCAGAAACUCGAAGCCUUGGUAGUCAAUCUUUCAUGAGAAGUCAGAACACGGCAGAACAAUCAGAGCUGCAGUCAGAAUCUUUAAGAUCUCGCUUUAAUUCCUGGUCAAUGAGGUACAAGGAAUGUAUAUCGAGGAAUACUAGAGGCUGGAAGGAGAGGCUAUUUGCUCGCAGCACAUCCAUGGCCGAGCUUGGUACUGAGGUUCGCAGAGAGGUGAAUUCUGGGAUUGCUCGCAUGAUGGAAAGACUUGAUAGCAGAAUGAAUAAUGGAUCUGAUCGUGCUUCCCAAUCAAGUCAUGCAGGUAGGACCACCACAAAUGAUUACUCAAAUGACUGAUCGCCAGAUGUCAGCUCCUUAUGCUACAAGUUCAGUCUCAGAUUAAGCUUCCUUGUUGUUCAGAACUUUUAUACCUUUUAUUCUUCAUGGUGACGGAAAUCUUGUUUUGUACUGUGCUGAACUUUAUUCCAUUAUGGAACGAUCAAAGAUCGUAUAAUCAAUUGUUUGAAGACCAUCUAUGUAUAUUAUGUAUGUAUGUAUGUAUAUAUUGAUUAAAACAGACAAUUCUUGGGAAGUCGCCUCCAUAAUCUGAUAUAUGGAUGCUUGUAAAUCUAUGAAUGCAACUUAUGUAAUGAAGCACAAGAAAUUCUUUCGCCUUCUAAUCAUUGUAGAGUGGACUAGUGGAUUAUAUAUCAUUGCCAUUCUUCA